ACUCAGGACAAGGAUUUCUCACCAUGAGAGACACACUCCUGCUCGCGCUCCUUCUGGGCGCAGUAGCAGUUGCCAACUCCGAUGAGAAUAACAAUUUUCCAAGCUGGAAAAACUACGGCAAGGGAGGUGCAAGGUGUGCAAGAGCGUUUGAUCUCCAGCUGCCCUUCCGAGUCCGCUGUCGGUACCUGUGUAAAGGAUGGCCAGUCCGUGCUGUCAAUGAAGCUGAUGGCGAGCCUUGCGCUGCUCUUUUCCGUGGAACUGGAACAUGCCAGAACGGACGCUGCGUAGUAGGCAGUUCUACGUCGUCUGUUACCCAGCCUGACACAGAAUUUGCUGGAAGGGGGCGUCCCGAACUGACUCCAGAGACAAGCACAGAACGCCAACGUGAACCCGAAGGACCACAGUCUUCCACUGACGCUGAGCCAGAGAGCCCAGUCGAUGUAGAAACAACUGCCCCAGAAGCGUCUUCUGAGCCUGAAUCUUCCUCCGAACCUGAAAAGGAACCUGAAGUGGAACCCGAGACACAACCUGAAGUAGCUUCGGCACCCGAAGGUGACGACGCUUCCCGCGACGAAGAACCUGUGCCGGAAGCAGAACCAAGUCCUCAACCAGAGGAAGCCCAACCUGAUGCACAACCUGAGGCUGAGCCGGAAGCUGAACGACAAGCACAGCCACAGCCAGACGCAGAGCCGCAACCAGAAGCACAACCUGAAGCCCAACCCGAAGCGCAACCAGAGCCACAGCCUGAAUCACAGCCAGACGCUGCAGCUGAGCAACAGCCAGAAGCACAGCCUGAGCCACAACCUGAAGCGGAACCAGAGCCGCAGCCUGAACAAGAGCCAGACGCCGCAGCGGAGCUACAGCCAGAAGCACAGCCUGAGCCACAGCCCGCAGCGCAACCAGAGCCGCAGCCUGAGCAACAGCCAGAAGCACAGCCUGAGCCACAACCUGAAGCGCAGCCAGAACUGCAGCCUGAACAACAGCCAGAAGCACAGCCUGAGCCACAACCUGAAGCGCAACCACAGCCGCAGCCUGAACAACAGCCAGAAGCACAACCUGAGCCACAACCAGAAGCGCAACCAGAGCCGCAGCCUGAACAACAGCCAGAAGAAAAACCUGAGCCACAACCCGAAGCGCAACCAGAACCGCAGCCUCAGCCACAGCCAGAGGUGGAGCCUCAGCCAGCACCUGAAGCGCAACCAGAAGUCACAUUCGAAGCACAACCCGAAGUGCUAGCGGCACAACCUGCUGAAGCACCAGUUGAACAACCACCAUUUCUGCCACAAGGCCAACAAAGCGGUGCGACCCAGCCCGUACCGCUACCAGGCGGCUAUGUUGAAAAUGAGAUUCUUCAAUAAAUGUAGUUUCGUAACUGUUAGGUA
Rhipicephalus microplus (southern cattle tick) is the source of this 1382-nucleotide messenger RNA. RefSeq lists its product as uncharacterized. Lineage: Eukaryota; Metazoa; Arthropoda; Arachnida; Ixodida; Ixodidae. The record is from RefSeq and is a predicted model, not a curated record.